UGCGUUCCUCCCUUCCGGCUCCGAGAUCUCUCAGCGGCUCCCACCUUCCGCCCGGCGCCGGCUCUCAGGGCGACGGUCGCCGCUUUCCGUCGUCGCGCGGCCCCUGCGGUGCCCGAGCCCGCAAUGUCGGGCCCCAACGGGGACCUGGGCAUGCCGGUGGAGGCGGCGGCGGAAGGCGAGGACGACGGCUUUGGGGAAGCAGAGUAUGCAGCCAUCAACUCCAUGUUGGACCAGAUCAACUCCUGUCUGGACCACCUGGAGGAGAAGAAUGAUCACCUCCACGCCCGACUCCAGGAGCUGUUGGAGUCCAACCGGCAGACACGCCUGGAAUUCCAGCAGCAGCUCGGGGAGGCCCCUGGCGAUGCCAGCCCCUAGGCUCUGGGAGCCUCCGACCAGGCCCCAAUCCUGCCUCCCUGGGCCCUUACUAUCUGGUUUAGAUACCUUCUCAAGGGCUGGCCUUUGGGUCCCCUGCCUGCCUGAGCCAGCCCCCACUUCCUAGCCUGUCUCUUGGGGCCAGGUGUAAACAUACAGCCCAUUCAUUUGCCUGCUGGCCCAGCUCCUGGACCUCCCUACUUCCCCCAGGAUUGGAAAUCCACAUUAAACCAAUUCUCCACA
This is a messenger RNA of Dipodomys spectabilis (banner-tailed kangaroo rat), 615 nucleotides long. It is a transcript of the gene Bbln, whose product is annotated as bublin coiled coil protein. The record is from RefSeq and is a predicted model, not a curated record. NCBI's taxonomy places the organism in Eukaryota, Metazoa, Chordata, Mammalia, Rodentia, Heteromyidae. The transcript is spliced from 2 exons. Bases 124 to 375 code for a protein of 83 amino acids.